Rubroshorea leprosula is the source of this 790-nucleotide messenger RNA. The record is from the annotation of a GenBank genome assembly. NCBI's taxonomy places the organism in Eukaryota, Viridiplantae, Streptophyta, Magnoliopsida, Malvales, Dipterocarpaceae.
UGGACAAUGAGGUGGUGGUGUUGAAGCUGAUAUGAUGGCUGCCAAUGAACUCAAUGCUUAUGCAUUCCUUCAGAGCAGUCUGAGAGCGAAAGGUAUAUGUAAGAAUAUCCUCUUACUUCUAGGUGAAUUUGAGACAAAAGCUGGGGAGCAGUGGCUUGCUUUUCGUAAUGAUGGAAAGUAUAGUGCUGCAGAUUUUGCAAAAAUUACAAGUGAGCAAAUAUCAAGAGCUCACAUUCUAGGAGAAAAGUCACCUGGUCCUUCUGAGCAGAAUCAAACCAUUAAAAGCAGAAUGCAUUUUGUUGUUAAGAUACUCCAAGGUGCCAUGAGUGGAUUAGCCGACAUGCAUAAUCACAACAGGUUGCAUCCAAGUCUUGGACCAGCUUCUGUUGUUCUCAAUACUAUAAUAGAUGCUACUUACUUAGUACCAAGAGUUCGGGAUCUAGCCUUUUCUGUUGACAUCAGGUAUGGCCGUACUGUUUUGUUUCUUGUCUUUUCUCGCCUUGUAUGCUCAUUUGAUUUUUCGGGUACUCUUCAUUAAAAAAAAAUCUUCUGUAUAUGUGUUUAGAACUUCUUUUUAAUUUUUUUAUUAUGAUUCUCAUAUAGUGUAUUGCACAAGCUCAUGCAGUUGCUUUUCUAACAAGUUCACCAUUUCUUAUUUCCCUAAGUAAUGAAUGGGCUGAAAUUUUGUGCUAGAAUGAUAUCUCCUAACUGAAGUUUCAGUUUUGUUGGAAUUUUCAAGAACUUGUUUUAUAUAUUUUUGAGGGAACAGCAAUAAAUAAUAGAGCCUAUC